Motacilla alba alba is the source of this 7714-nucleotide messenger RNA. RefSeq names its product phosphatidylinositol glycan anchor biosynthesis class L (gene PIGL). The record is from RefSeq and is a predicted model, not a curated record. Gene Ontology annotation, biological process: GPI anchor biosynthetic process. Bases 6570 to 7241 code for a protein of 223 amino acids. The transcript has 8 exons. Gene Ontology annotation, molecular function: N-acetylglucosaminylphosphatidylinositol deacetylase activity. Gene Ontology annotation, cellular component: endoplasmic reticulum. Lineage: Eukaryota; Metazoa; Chordata; Aves; Passeriformes; Motacillidae.
UUGAAGUUCACUUUCAGAUUCAGGAGAGCUGACUGUGAUGUUCUAAAAAGCCUUGAGGAAUCUCAAAAAAGACAAUAGCAGAUAUUUUUGUUGAUUCUUCUCAUAAAUCGAAUGAAUGCAGAAGAGAAUUCUUUUGCAUUAUGGGGAUCUCAAUUCCUAGGUGCAGCUCUGUUCAUCCAGCAUUUAGAAUAAUGAUGACCACACCUGCUGGGAUCUGGCACGGUGUGUCUGGGCAGCGUGAUCACAUUUUGUUGUAUAACAACUGCAGACAGACAGGAAUUCUCUGGAUUGCCUGGGGCAGGUUUGUCUGUAGGUGGUCUUUGCAGGGUUAGUGUGGAAUUAUUUACAAUCUGCUUUAGUCCUGGCUAAAGACAAAAGUGAACUGCAGUACUAAAGACAGUCCACAGUAACACGACAGUAAGAUUCUUCAAAAUUAAGAGCCAUGCAAGAUCUGUUUUUCUGAGGUGUGGUGUUGUUUCAGAUGUGUGUAGCUGCAGAGGGUGGCAAAGCUGACACUUCUCUGUGCAGGAACUCUCCUCUGGGAGGGUGAUUUAACACUUUGAAUCAGUGAAACUUGGAACUAAUGUUGUAAAAGCCUCUCAAAUUGCCCAAUCACUGUCUGUGUAUAAGAUCUGAAUGAGACACUGAUUGCUAGGAAACACAGUACAAGUGGUUGUUUCACUUGUAAACAGCCAUCACACAGCCCAUAAAGAAUAUUUCUGUUUAUGAAGAAAUAAUAGCAACAUAUUGAUUUAAAGGCACUCCAGCUAGAACAGUCAGAGCUGAAAAAAACCUCUGGCUCCAGGCAGGCCCUUUUCCCAUGACCAUAUUUUCCCUUGAGCUAAGGCAGCAGAAACCACAGUCCAGAAUAUGAAUCUUUUUGAGUUCUUUGCUUUUUUUAACUUUAGAUUUCUCUCCAAGUUUUCAGCUUGCUGAGGCAAACAGCAUAAAAGUUGUUUUUCCUUUGGAAUGAAAAGAGAUGUUUCCGUUCACUUCUCAUGAGCUGGCUUUGGGUAACUGCAAGUUCUGUAGUACAAGCAUAUGACAAUGCCCAAAACAUUCUGGGGAGGAAUAAGGAAAAAGCUGCUCAGCUUUGCUAAGCAUAAAGUCUGCUCAAUGAACCAUCUUUGACAUUAAAGCCCUGAAGCCACUUGGCCUUUUAUCCUGUGAAGCAAUGUGAGGCUGGCUGGUGAGCGAUGCAAGUUCUAAUGCUGCUCAGUCACCCCACACUCGCAGCCCAGGGAGCUGCUUGUUGUCAGGCACUCUUUGGAAGGUGAGGGCCAUUUCAGAGACAUCUCUUGGCUGAUGCCUCUUUCUAACUUUAUUACUAUUGCACACAUUUCUGUCCUGAUCUGUGCUCCUCCCCUGUGAAGGCAGUGCCUGAAAUGACAGAGCCACAGCUGGGCUGGAAUGUGCAUCAUUGCUCCAAGAAGCAGGUUUAGAUUUGAGGUCUCUGAGUUAGAUUGCUGUGAGAUAACCAUCAAACUCUUGAAGUUUGUUGUGCAUUUAGGGAGUAAAUGAAGUGAAGUUCUUGAUGAAUUUUGCUCCAAGCUUGUUUACACAGUGAAGUGUGUUUGCAGUGCAUUAUUUACUGUGCCAUAACUCACCAUGAGGAUGCUCUUUAUGAAACACAUCUGUGGAUCAGGUGUUAGCAAACUGGUAGAGGAUCAGGGUUCAUUUCUAGACCACACUGAAUUUCUAGUGUAGCUGAUUUUUAGACACUGUUUUCCAGUGGUUUAGACAAAACACUAGGACUCAGGGUUCUUGAAACUUACUCCAAGUUCUUGGAUUCUCUAAGGUCAAUAGUUUUCCUGUGUCUCUCAAGACUUAUGUAAUUUACAGGUUAUACAAAAAUAUUUGCUGGUAUGGCAUUAUGUGGAACUUGCUGAAGUAAUUCAUUAUUUACCACUAGAUUUCAAUGUAAAUUCAUGCCUACAGAAUACAGCUCAGGAGGCUGUUCCUCCUUAGCAUUUUAAGAUCAGAGCCCUUUGGCUCUUUUGUUCCCCGCUGAACUCUUCAGAAGAUGAUUUGCCAUCAAUGUAAAGAAGGAGCACAUUGCUCUGGGAGAGCUGCUGGCCUGCUGCCCAUCUCCCAUUGCUUACACAAACACUGCAUGCUUUACAUUAGCCAAGCUGCAGCUUUGUGUUUUGGUAAGGAAAGCCCAAAGGAUUGCAAGGUCUGGAUCUGCUCCAGCCAUUGUAGUGUGCAGCUGAGUCAUGCUGCUUCCUCCUCUUUGUGUGAUCUACCAGCGAGUGAGUAGAAUCUGCAAGAUGUAAAAGGGGAAAUAGAUUUUCAAAGCCAGGUGAUUGACUUGCUCUGUCAUCUCUCUGGGCGGGCAGGUAUAAAAUCAACAUGACUUUUGGGACUGUGUGGGAACUUGUGAAGAGAAAGCUUCAGUCAGCCUAUGAUGAAAUCUGUGCUAAACACCAAAUCCUUCUUAAGCAGUGCCUUGUCUUAAACAAUGCCUCUCUCAAUUACAUCCAGGAUUCCCAGCAGGACCAGUUCAGUCUCUAUCACACAACUGCUCUGCCUGGAUCCUUCAGGAGCUGUGUUUGAUGUUGCCAUUGUGCUUGUUAUCUCACUUAAAGACAACUCAAAUCUGCACAAAUAUGGCCCCAAACUGUACCCACAUUUCAGCCCUAGAGAUCUGAGAUCACCACACAUUUCCUGCAGAAAAGUUCUUUUCUCUGUGGGACAUGUCCAGGAGUGGGAAGGGCAGGAAUGUCCGGGCAUGCACACAUGUUCCAGACUAAUUUAGAUUUGAGCUCUGGACUCUUCCAACUUGUGACCACUACAGGUCAGGCACCAGAUUUGCAGAGGUGUUCCCUGAGCUGCCAUGUCAUUAUCACAGCUCCCACACUACACCAACCAGCUGCAUUUAGGGGACAAAACUUUCACAAUCCACUUUUGUUACCAUUCCCACACAAGGCUUAAUGCUUGGAGCAGCCCAGCUCAGAACUUGGCCUUGUGUUGUUCAAAGUUAAUUUCUGGACUGUAACAAUUAUUCCUGCUGCUGGGUAAGGGAGGAGUAGCAAGAGAGUGAGUUCUGAAACUCAUGUAAGAUAAAAAUCACUUCAUUAAUUAUAUAAAUGUUAAUGUGAACUCUGUGCUUUUGGUAUAUUUUUAUCUCUUAUGUGCAUUAACAGCAGAUUUUCCUGUGAGUUAAGCUCCCAUUUACAGUGGCCACAUCUGCCAAUGCUCUGGCUGUCUAUUAGUCUGAAACAUUGCACAUAAAGAGGAGAUGAUUUCUGAUCUGCCUUCUCUUUCUGAAGAGAAGCAGAUAAAAGAAAGCCCAAAUUAUUAUUUUUUCUAAUGUGUGUUUUGGGUUCAUGGAAAGAUAAAUAUCAGAUGUUUUACUGUGGAUUCUGAAGCUUUUGUGCACAGUUGUUCUGGACAGAAAGUAAAACUGACUAUUAGCAUCUUUAAUAUGACAGAAAAUAUUUGGCCUAAGUUUGCACUGCAAAGAAAAUAAUAGCUGAGAUCUGUGUAAACUGGAAAAUUUUCCAUUCACAGUCGGACGCUCACGGCAAACAAUGUUACAUCUCUUUCCAAGUUUCCAUGGAAAUUGCACUCCCUUUGCUUUUUUAUUAUUAUUAUUUCACUGAAGUCCAAAAGGGCUCUGAUCAGACACUGCACAGCAGAGAGGACAUCUGCCCAUGCACUAUCACAGGCUAUUUUUAUGAGGCUGCAGAGAGGCUCAAAAUCUUUUUUUUUUUUUUAUGUAAUAAUUCUGUGCUGUUGGAUUCAUUUUUUCCUCCUAUAAGAUAAAUAGGCUUUAUUGCACUUCCUCAUAUUUAACUUCUAACAAACUUCCUUCCAUGACCUCCCCAUGACAGAGAAAUGAGUCUGUAAGGUCAUGGGAAAAAUAUAUCCUUAAGUAAAUAGUGUGUGUGUCUGGUUGUGGUGAUCACAGAGAUACAAAACCACUCAGGCCCUUCAGAGAACAAAAUAUAUCACUGGAAAUCUGAGCCUUUUUAUUAGAAUUUAGAAGUGCAAUCAUUAAGUCCACCCCAUUGAUCCAGUUUGGAUUUGCUGUCCUUGGGUUUAUUGAUGAGUUUAUUGAUGAGGGUGCUGAGUGCACAGAGCUGUGGGAGCCUAAAAAAUGUGUUCAUCUUACUUAUUGUGUGUUUCUGUCCCAAAGGUGGUAUUAUUCCCUAAUAUUUCUUCUUUCCUGUUCUAUUGUUUCAUAUUUUGGGAUCCAUAGUUAAUAGUUUUAAUUCUGCUGGAGUAAUUGUGGUAAUGAGUUACAUUUUGUCUUCCUAAGUUCCCCGUGGUAUCAUAGUUUGACAUUUUAUUUUAUUGCUAAUUCUAAAAAGCUGAUCUGUAUGCUGAUUCAAAUUGCUGCCAUGCUUUAUUCUGGAAGAGCUGCAUAUUUCAGGAGUGAGCGAUGGGAUUUUCUUAAUCUUCCUUAUCCCAGCAAUGCUGUAAAGGCCUUUUUUUUUUUUUUUUGUUCAAGAUUUUCUGUAAUUAAGAACGACAUCUGUGAGACCAGAAAUCUGACAUGUAAAUUGAUCACAUGCUCAGUGUGUGUUGCAGGGAAAUCAGCUACAUCCCUUGAAUCAGCCAAACACACUCAAAAUCAUGCUGAACACUAACAAGCUUCAUCAUGACAAGAGGGCACUUUGUCAGUCAGGUGGGGAUCUUGGUAUUUAUCAAUCUGUAGCCAAAUUUCAUUUCUGUUUAGUGUAAUUCUGGAAAUGUAAAUUGUUUUCUUUCUGAGAAGACAAUAAAAGAUUUGGCCACCUGUUUAUAUUUACAUUUCUAAAUAGAUAAUUUUUUCAAAAUGCUUUCUUACGUGGCAAUUCCUGCUGGCAUUUCAGGACCUCAGAACACUUUAUAAAAAGGAUUAUAUCAAAGUCUGCCUUCAGGCAUCUGCUUUUAUAAGUGUUCUCUAUGCAAUAAUUUAAGAGGAAAUUCUUCUGGGGGUUGAGCUGUCUCACAGCCCUCCAGGAAAGCUGCUUUCUGAAACAAAGCCUUGUAUUGCACUAAGUUAGAUUUAGCUGUUUUGUCCUGAGUUAGAUAUUUUUGUCAAUAAGGAAAUCUGCCCUUUUCCCCCCCUGGGGCUGCCCUUAACCAGCUCCUUCCUCAGCUUUCCAGCAAAAGGAACUUCCUUGCUGUCCACCAAGGGGGAAGGGGAAAAAGAUCCUUUCAGUGCCAGAGGGCCCUGGAUUCCCUCAGCAGGGCAGUGAGCAGUGGUGCCUUUGGAAACACUCAAGGAUUCUCCCUCAGAUGUCAACAGGGACCUGUCCCAGCAGGGAUUGAUGGAGGGGAAGGGCCUGGCCAGAGAAGCCAAGGGCUCAGAAUAAAUGCAGGGGGAAAUGAAGGAAGUACAGCUAAAGGACAAAAUGGUUUAUGGAAAUCAAAUCAAAAUACUCUGCAGUGAAAUUUAUACUUUUAAUUCACGAGAUGAUUUUAGCAGAAUAAAAACUAUGAAAUACUGAUCUCAAAACAUGAAAGAUGAGAAGAAGGAUCCCAGCCAUCCCCUGAAGCUGAUGAAAGUUUGAUUUGACUGAAAAACCAUCAGCAUUGCUAAGCUUAUGGUAAGAAAAGAAAUAAAGCUGUGCAUAAUGGCUGCAUUUCAGGAGUCUGGGGCUGAAGACAGGGACAUGCAGGAGAACAGGAAAAUGCAUUACAAGGAUUUUUUUUCUUUUGUUCAUUCUUAGUUCACUCAGAACUGCCUUUUACUAUUCUUUCAUAAAUUAUUUUUGAAAGUCCUCCACAUACAUUAAAGACAGGCAUCAUCUUCAGAGCAAAGAAAGCUCCAAGGAGCCAUCCUGGAUUUGCAGAUGGUUCUUGUCCCAGCUUUGCUGUCUCCUGGGAACACAGAUUUCCUGGCUGGGAGCCAUUCUGUCACUAGAACACUUGUGUCCAAGCAGAAGGAAGUGUCUUUGAGUUUGCUGAUUUCCUGUUAAAACAUUUUGAGUGGACUUUCUUCAUGGUUCCAGGAAGCUAUAGAAAGAUACAGUCUUUAGAUUAAAGCUAUUUUCAACAGCUAUACCCAGGAGUCCCCUUUUGAGCACAGCAAACUACAACAACCUCUUUAUUUUGCUGGUUACAUGUAGAACAAUUCAGUGUGUUUUGCCAACACUGACCCUGAGGUACUAAUGGACAAUGACAGGCACUUUCCUUUUGCUUCUGAAGGUUCCCUGCUUUGAUAGCCCAGCAACAUCUCUGUUAGUCCCUCAUUUGAACCUGCAGCUGUUAAUUAUAAGCAGACACAGGUCUUUUUUCAGGGAAAUGCUUAACUCUUACCCUUACAGAGUAACAAUUAUAUCAAAUAAUCACAGCCAUUUAAAAAGGAGGAACAAACAGAAAAAAAUCUAGCAGGGAUUCUGCUUAAGCUUUUGAAUCUCUGCAUUCCUCCAAGCUUACUCAGGGAAAAUAUAUUCCUAUUUCUGCUGGGAAUGCUCUUAAAAGCCUUCUCACAAUAAUGGAUCGGGCAUUAAUACCUUGAUCACAAGAACUGUGUGGUUUCUUUGUGGAUUCUCAUCAUCUUAUUUUAAUUGUAGCUGCAGAAGAAAAUGCAAGUACCUCAGUUAAAGUAAAUCUGUGAGAUCUGAGGCUGUGACAUGCUUUGGAAACAUCAUCCUCUGCAUCUGCAAUGGGCUUGCAUUUUCUGCAGGUGGAGCAGAAGCUGUUGUGGAGUUCACCUGAGAAGAUGCAGCAUCCAGAGAACAGAUACAGUUACAACAAGCUUUGCAGUGUUCCCUAAUCCAGUUUUUCUGUUCUUCGCUUCAAACUCCCUGGAGGCAACAGGUGACCAGAGAAGUGAAAUACUUCAGAAUACUGGGACUUGCAGAACAGCACCAGGGUCAAGGGAUCUUCCUGAUGAUCCUGCUGUGGAGUGGGACACACAGCUCCUGGCCACCCUUGUCCUGGAGCACAUAGAAGCCAAGAACAUCAACCUGGUGGUGACGUUUGAUGCAGGAGGAGUCAGUGGCCAUGCCAACCACAUCUCUCUCUACAAUGCUGUCAGGUACCUGCAUUCAGAGGGGAAGUUACCUGAAGGGUGCCGUGUGCUCGUGCUGGAAUCAGUGAAUCUCUGCAGGAAAUACAUUUCCUUCCUGGAUGUCUUCAUUUCCUGCCUCCUGCCCGGGGAUGCACUCUUCAUCCUCACAGAGGAGGAGACUGAACAAGCCAAGAGGGCCAUGCGGUGCCACCGCAGCCAGCUCCUCUGGUUCCGCCGGCUCUACCUGCGCUUCUCCCGCUACCUGGUGCUCAAUUCCCUGCGCCUGCUCUGACAGCACAGCACUCCCAGGAGCAAAGAGUGAGCAAAGCCACGACUGCCCCAGCCCAGGACUCGAGGAUCUUCCUGUGUUACGAUGGGUGCUCUUUGUGUGGCAUUCUCCACGCUACAAAACCCAGGCUGGGUGAACCUCCUUCUGAAUACCUUGAGAACAGGGUUAACAACUACUCUAUAUUCUCAUCAUAGAAGCUUAAAUAAGAUGAGAAAUUUGGAUUAACUUUAAUUGGGAGCCAAGUUCUGGAGGAUUCUGCAUUGGAGAAGAUAUGGAACAAACUGUUUCCCCAAGAAGAUAGAGCUGCAAGGACUGCUUGGCAACUCUCCCCUGCUGCUUUUGUAAGAUCGAGCUAGCAGGAGUAACUUUUCAAAGCUCAUGCUAUCUCCACAGAUACCACAACCACAACACCUUUGUUAUUCAGUCAGAACUUUAAAAAGCCAAAGCUUUUGAAUAAAAGAUCAGAAAUCAUGCAA